This is a messenger RNA of Paramacrobiotus metropolitanus, 1511 nucleotides long. RefSeq lists its product as uncharacterized. NCBI's taxonomy places the organism in Eukaryota, Metazoa, Tardigrada, Eutardigrada, Parachela, Macrobiotidae. The record is from RefSeq and is a predicted model, not a curated record. The transcript has 6 exons. The coding region runs from base 469 to 1308 and encodes 279 amino acids.
AAUAAAGAAUACAGUAAUGUAAAUCUCAGCCGAGACCUCAUAAUAUUAAAACAGUACGAGUACAGUUACAGUAUUACUAAUAUAAUAUUUCCGUAGAAACUUUUCCCUGUGUUCAGUUUCUGAAGAGCUGCUUUUGAAGUUGCUGUUCUGUCCGUCCAAUAUAAAAAAUUAAUUGCAGGUGUUUAGCUAUAUUUCAGAAAGAAAUGUUGUAUUUAAAGAAGGGCCAAUAAUGCGACGUUUGUGUUACUCCUGCUGCGUUCAGGACGAGAACUUCAUGCGAAUCGUACUUUCAUCCACCUUUACUGCCUACAAAACUCUGGCAAAAAUUACUGCUUACUGAGUAGCAAUACGUUAUGAAAGCCAUCGUGCUGCUGUGGGAUUAAAAACUGCAGAAGGAACUGCUUGUUGCAAUAAUGCUGUGCUGCUGGGGUACGCCCGUUUAUUGAGCAUUCCCCUGAAACUGAUGCUAUGAAAGCGCCAAUAGCUGUAGGAAUAUUUUUGGCCUGUGUGUGCUUAUAUAUGGCCCUUCCAGGCAUUAACGCGACCAUACGGUGCAAUAUCUGUAUAACCCCGCCUGAGCAGUUCAAGAACUGUUCGGACACGGGAAACAUCAAUGUAACCUGUAACGGCACCGACACCUGUCAUGUAAUAACGACUUUAUAUAAUCCGGACCCCAACAAUUUAUUCUACUUUGAGCGGGGAAUGACACAGCGCAGCUGUCACGCUCCGAAAUCCGUCGCGGCGGCAGAUGACUGGCAACUGUUUAAUACACUAUCCAAAGGCGACAACAACACCAUGGUCUGCGUUCUCCUUAAUGGUAAAGACGUCGUCAAGGGGCCGCCGGGGAAGUUUUUGGCACGCAAGUGUCUGUGCGCCCAACCUUUUGAGAAUAAGAACAUGGGGUGUAACCAGAAAACAUGGGAUGAAAUCAUGGUGCAGCCGGUGAUAAUACAAAAGGACUCCUACUCGCCAGAUGAUAUUCUCGUAGCCUACCAACUGGGCGCUAACGCUUCCAGCCGCAUCAACGAGCCGCUACCUAGCGGGUUAUUACCAAACGAGCCGCUGCCAGUACCGCUUGCCACCACCACCGCCAUCACCACUACAGUGUCCGUGGUAACCGAGACGCCGAUUUCUGCAGUAAGCGGGGGCUCAAAUACAGGAUUGAUUGUGGGAGUAGUUGUUGGAGUGGUUGUUCUGCUCGGCGCCGUUGGCGGGGGAGCAUGGUACUGGUUUAAAGUGCGGAAAGGGAAACCGAAGAAACCGGGCAAUCGACCCGCGGCAAAGCCUCAGCCUAAGCAGAAGCAGUGAAUCUGGUGCGGUUACUUGAGACUUUUACUUGCAGAGGUUAUGAUGGGCCGCAAGAAUUUUUGGGAGAAGCUGUCUUAAAGACUUGAAAGUGUACGCUUUAUUGAAGGCGGUGCGGUUAGUGGUCAGUUAACGGAGGUCAAUCGAAGAUAAUGUUGUUGAGGUGACGGUUGCAAAGAAAAAUUCGCAAAUAAUCCGUUGUUAGC